Messenger RNA from Closterium sp. NIES-65, 975 nucleotides. NCBI's taxonomy places the organism in Eukaryota, Viridiplantae, Streptophyta, Zygnematophyceae, Desmidiales, Closteriaceae. The record is from the annotation of a GenBank genome assembly.
AUGGCGACGCUUAACGUUCUUGCUUUCGAUCCUGACGGUCGCCCGAUAGAGUUUACCACCUGGCUCGACGACCUGCAACUGUUUCUUCUGACUGAUGCCAAGGACAGUGUUUCACUGUUUGAUUACGCGUCUGGCACUGCCGUUGCUCCUGCUGACACUGCUCCUGCUCUUGACCGCUCACAGUGGCAGACCCGCGAUGCUCCUGCGCGCCUCGUUAUUGGCAACCAUCUGCCGAUCACAGAGCGCGCGCAUUUUAGCCAGCACAAGACUGCUAAGGCACUUUAUGACGCUGUAGUUGCACGCUACUCUUCCCCGGCCACUGCAGCCAUAGGUCGCCUUAUGCUACCCUACCUGUUCCCCGACCUGUCCUCGUUUACCACUGCUGAGAACCUCAUCUCUCACCUGCGCACUAGCGACGCUCGCUUUCGUACUGCCCUCUCAGACAAGUUCCUCGCCCAGAAUCAACCACCGAUGUACUUAACUCUCUACUUCCUUGUCACCCGCCUCUCUCACACUCUUCGCUCCGUCAGGGACCACUUUCUCGCGCUAGACCCUCCCACUCUCACUGUCGACGACUUCGAGAAGCACCUCCUAGCAGCCGAAAAGAACAUUCUCGCUGUAGUUGCUGCUCGUGGCACUCCUCGCACUCCCCUCUUUGAGGGGUGCUCCCCCUCCCCUCUUGCCCCCUCCUAUGCCUCCGCUGCUGCUGCUCUUGACUACCUUGGGGAGGUGGGGGUGGCGGUGGAGGAGGCGGUGGUGGAGGCGGCGGGGGAGGUGGAGGUGGUGGGGGUGGUCGUGGGGGCGGAGGUGGUGGUGGGGGCGGCAGUGGCACUGGGAGCGGUGGAGGUGGCAGCGGCGGUAGUGGGGGUGGAGGGAGCGGUGGUGGCAGCGGUGGUGGGGGCUGGAGUGGAUCCGGCCAGAAGGGGAGCUCCGGUGGUGGCCAGGGACAGCAGCAGCAGCAGAGCCAGCUGCUAG